UCCCCUAAUGCAGAACCGAGCAACGCGAGCUCUUCCUGCGGUCUGACAGCGCAUUGUGUGUCUUCACUAUUCACUUUAUUCUUUAAUACUUGCAUUGAGCCAUUAAAACAACAUUUACUACUUUACCUUCCUCUGGGCGGACUGAAGGUCUCAGCGGGCUUCUCUACAAUGGGCAACAGGGACGAUGAAUACGAUUUCUUGUUCAAAGUUGUUCUGAUUGGAGAUUCAGGUGUCGGAAAGAGUAACCUUCUGUCGCGCUUUACAAGGAACGAGUUUAACCUGGAGAGCAAAAGCACGAUAGGUGUGGAGUUUGCCACACGCAGCAUCCAGGUGGAUGGCAAGACGAUAAAAGCACAGAUCUGGGACACGGCGGGACAGGAGCGAUACAGGGCCAUCACGUCUGCGUAUUACCGUGGCGCUGUGGGCGCGCUACUGGUGUAUGACAUCGCCAAACAUCUGACCUAUGAGAACGUGGAACGCUGGUUGAAGGAGCUCCGAGAUCAUGCCGACAAUAACAUCGUCAUCAUGCUGGUGGGGAAUAAAAGCGACCUGCGGCACCUGAGGGCAGUGCCCACCGAUGAGGCACGUGCCUUUGCAGAGAAAAAUAAUCUUUCAUUUAUUGAGACGUCCGCUCUGGAUUCAACCAACGUGGAGGAGGCGUUCAAGAAUAUUCUAACAGAAAUUUAUCGCAUCGUAUCACAGAAGCAGAUUGCUGACCGGUCAGCCCACGACGAAUCGCCGGGAAACAACGUGGUCGACAUCAGUGUACCACCCACCACAGACGGGCAGAAAGGGAACAAACUACAAUGCUGCCAAAACCUGUAACCGUGACAACCAGCUGUCACAGACCCCCACCCCCCCACCUGUCACUCAUCUCUGAUGCCCUCUUCAUGUUGUGCCGCUAAUAUUCUCAGUUUUAUUUGUGUAAUAUAUUUUCUUUUUGAUAGCUUGUCAACUCACAUUCACACAUAUGAAGUAAAAUUUUACAGUAUGGGGCUGCGCUAUGGUUUAUUGGAUUCGAGAGUGGUUUAAACAUACAGUAAGCCUCAGUUUUAACAGUGUCGACGGACGAAAAUAUCUCACCAUCACAGAGGAACAUGGACAAAAAGAUUCAAAAGCAUUUUGAACCUAGAUAUUCUCUGUUAUUGCAUUUUAAUGUUUCAAAAUGCUAAUUUUCAUCCUUGAACAAUAAAGCAAAGUGGUGUAAUCAAUAGUACAUGAUAUUUACAUAUUUCACCCAAACAUUAAAAAAAAUUAAAUAAGAAAAUAUAUUUGGCUUAAAGAAAAUAAGGCCUAUUUUUAGGACCAUCGCAACUGUUUGCAUUGUGACAUUAUUUUCAUGACAAUUAAGCACAUUUUCCCAACAAAUUCCUAUUACUGCAAUGCAACAAAUAAUACUGUAUAUUAUUUAAAUGCAUAUGUUUUCAUACAUAAUGGUAGCAUUUUUUUAUAAGAAUUUAAUGAUAAUCACCUUUGGGAAUAUUAUAUGAAUUUUUAAAUAUUUUAUGACUAAUAGAUUACUCAUGUUUGAUUUUUUAUUUGAUUUUUUUAUUUUUUUUAUUUCAGACUUUAAUAAAAUAUGCAACUGUUUGUAAAUGAGGAAAAUAACUCUAUGUCUUGAUUAUUCUGUAUGAAAAAAAAAAAACCUAACAAAAAAGAUCCAUGGCAUACCACUAUUUUUGGGACAUGAUACCAUUUCAAUACUAAAUCUUUGAAUUAUCUUUGAGAACGCAUUAUAAUUAUAAUAAUAAUAAUGAGAUUAUUUGCAUUAUGGUAUUCAGAAUUUAGGGUGAAAUGUGCUUAAUUGUCCUGAAAAUUCAAAAAAUAUAAAUGCCACAAAAAAUCUGCUUCAUUUUCCUUAUGCAAUAUUUAUCCUCUUACUUUUGCUGUUAAUUUUGAGGUGAAAUAAGACGGUGAAAAUAUUUUUUAACAUCUUCCUUGAGCAAAAGUAAUCAAAUCAAGUUACAAUGCAGACAAUACUUGUUCUGAGCACUUAAAUGUGAUAAAGCUGCUAGUGCAGUGUUGAGUCUCAUAUACUGCAUUACUUAUUUCAUUCUUUUUUGCAUAGAACGCUAUGGGGGGUAAAAGUGAUGUCAUAUAAAAUAGACAGGAAUACCUGCCCCCCUCCAAACACAUAUUGUUUUCAUUAUUGUUUCAUGGCUGGAUUGUAGAGGUAUAUAAAAUAACGAAUACACUUAUGUGGAACAAUUGCAUAAGACUAACAGAUAUAACAAACAGCUAAAUAGCAGAAGCCAUCAUGUUUUGUUAUUAGAAUCAUAUGCAGAGCUCAUCUCACCAGAAACAGCUAUUUAUUUUUUAUAUGCAUAGUUCUUUUCAAAAAAAUGUGGAUA
This is a messenger RNA of Myxocyprinus asiaticus (Chinese sucker), 2351 nucleotides long. RefSeq names its product RAB11B, member RAS oncogene family, b (gene rab11bb). Gene Ontology annotation, molecular function: GTPase activity; GTP binding. The transcript has 5 exons. Gene Ontology annotation, cellular component: recycling endosome. NCBI's taxonomy places the organism in Eukaryota, Metazoa, Chordata, Actinopteri, Cypriniformes, Catostomidae. The record is from RefSeq and is a predicted model, not a curated record. Bases 169 to 825 code for a protein of 218 amino acids. Gene Ontology annotation, biological process: constitutive secretory pathway; regulated exocytosis.